Molecule: messenger RNA, 3702 nt
Organism: Mycena citricolor
Lineage: Eukaryota; Fungi; Basidiomycota; Agaricomycetes; Agaricales; Mycenaceae
Source: the annotation of a GenBank genome assembly
CUCAGCGAUCGAGCGGUGAUUGCCGUUGUCCAUCAACAUUGACCUCGGCCACGUGGUCGCACCCUCCUCCAUGACUUGGAUGUCCCAUCACGUUCCCGGCGCCCGCGGCCUCUUGCCUUCAGACAAGACAGCUGGAACAUAUUUAUCAUGAUGCAACAGUCGCGUCUCUCUGACUUGAAUCAUCGAGACGACCCUUCGAUAUGGCGUCCCGACUUGAGCAGCCUGCACUGGCUGAAUUCGAUCAGGCUCCGUCUCAGCCCAGACUUGGAUCGCUUACUUGGAAGAAGCCUACAGCAUGGUGGAUCAUGUUUCUCGCGCCGUUCAAUGUCAUCGUCGAGUCCGCCAUAUUCAGCGCACAAGUUGGGCUCUACGGUGACCUCGUUUGCCGCUUCCGACAGGAAGUACUCGCGCCGGAAGCGCCCUGCGCUUCAGAUCCCGAGGUCCAGAUCAUUGUCACCAAGCUUAUCUCAGUCAUUGUCACAACGACAGGCGUACUGAGUCUGCUUACUACUGGUUGGUGGGGCUCAUUCACGGACCGACGUGGGCGACGAGUAAUGCUUGGAAUUGGAGCCUCCGGUUAUCUGGCGCUCUGUGUCAAUACCCUGCUCGUCAUCAAUUUCAGCAACUGGCUUCCGGGCGGAUAUUGGUUCCUCGUCAUGAAUGGAAUCCUGCACGGGAUAGUCGGAGGCUCGGCGGCUGAGAACACAGCCAUGCUGGCAUAUCUCUCAGAUGUCUCGAACUUGUCUCGUAUAUUCUCUGCUGCGUUUGGGUGUUUGGUGAUCGGUAUUGGUAUUGGCCCAAUGCUUGCGAGUUUGCUCAUCAGAUAUACGCAAAGCGUAUCGGUUGUAUUUUACGUAGCCACUGGAAUCAAAUUGGUCUACACACUCACCGUCUGGUUCAUCUUACCAGAAUCCUCAACCCCUGGACAGCGCGAAGAAGCCAAGGCCAAAUACGAAGCUUUCCAAACGACCAACGCCGGCAUUCAUUGGGCGAAGAGAUUGCUAGUCCCGAUUGAACCUCUUCUCAUUAUCCUCCCUCGCAAACAGCCAGGCACCAACAAGAGGAGCUGGGAUCUUUUUCUGCUGGUUCUUGCGGAUGGUUUGGCCCUGAUGGUCAUCGCUUCCAUCAUCUUCCAGUUCUUGUACACUGUGGUCGCGUUCGGUUGGACCGCUGAAUAUAUUGGGUACUGUUAUAGCACGCUCAACUUUGCAAAAGCGAUCUAUCUCUUGUCAGUCCUUCCCUUGGGUAUCCGAUAUCUCAAUUCGAGAUCGGAACGGGCUCAUGUCUCUUCCGAAACCCAAUCCUUAUUAGCUGCGCGUCCAGCGCCGAGCUCUAUCGUGGUCGACUUCAAGAUCGUCCGGUUGUCAGUGCUCGCGGAUCUGGCCACGUUUCUGCUGCUCCCUUUGGCUCCGAACGGGAAGGUCUUCAUUGCCGCCAUCGCUUUUGGCGCCCUUGGUUCAGCCAUUGCUCCGGUCGUCAGAAGUGUGGCGUUGGAGUUGUACACAAAAAGUCUGGGGGAGGGAGAGCCAGUGGAGUCGGGCAAAUUACUGGGAGCGCUCAGCAUCUUACAAGCCUUGUUUGGGUCUAUCAUUGGCCCAGCUUUCUAUGGCGCAGUCUACGCAGCCACAGUCGCAACUUUCCCCAGAGCUAUUUUCCUCGUCGGGAUAGCCAACUGCGUGCUGUCUUUGACUCUUCUCAGUUUUGUCAAGCUCGGAUCCAAGCCCGUGCACAGCAGAGCCUACAUAGAUAGACACUAGAACGACCGAGACAAUAGAUGUCGGCAAUCCCUAAAGUAGGCGUCCAGAGGACGGUGACAAGGAUGUUGAUUGUACACAGCUAUCAAUGCCAAACCAACCCCGCCAAUGCCUCCGAAAGCUGCUCCCGACGACUCGUGAUCGAGCAUGAUCGUCGUUCGAACUGUAAACGAUAGCUGAUCCGCGCAAUUAUCCGUGGGAGCACAUAUAUUCGCGCCCUGUGUGCCGAUAGAUGAGCGAGAAAAGUCCGCUACUGGACGCGGUUCCUGCGACCGGACGUCAGUUCCGGAGAGUAUAAGUAUGCGGAGGAUUGUCAGAUAUCGCACAUUGCCUCCCUCAGCACGCUGCACGCAAUGAUAAGAUCGACGUUCCUUGCGCUCUCGCUCGCUGCAGUGGCAUUGGCGCAAGCCCCCGUAUGGGGCCAAUGUGGCGGGUUGCAAUGGACUGGACCGACCAGUAAGCGUUUGCGUCGCCGGUUGAGUUCCUUCUGAAUUCGUAUAUGCAGCUUGCACGACGGGCUGGACAUGCGUUGUCUCAAACCCGUACUUUUCUCAAUGUAUUCCCGCCACGACGAGUGCGCCUCCGUCGAGUACCCACAGCACCACAACGGCCCCGCCAUCGAGCAGCAGUCACAGCGUAACCAGUGCACCUCCUUCCAGCACUCACAGCACAACAACAUCCGCCCUGCCGCCCGUUUCGACAGGCUUCAUCAAGACCUCAGGGACGCGGUUCACUCUGAACGGGAAGCCCUACACGGUAGUAGGAUCGAACGCCUACUGGCUUCCUCUCUGGGGACUCAGCACAGCCGACAUCAGUGCCGGAAUCGAUGGAAUCGUUAACAGCAGCGCCACCACGAUCAGAACAUGGGGCUUCAACGAAGUCACGUCCCCGAGCGGGGUGUACUUCCAUCUCUGGAAUGGCUCCACUCCCACUGUGAACACUGGCGCUGACGGACUGGGCGUGCUCGAUACUGUGAUUUCGCUCGCGAAAGCCAAGGGGCUGCAUGUGAUCAUCGCGCUGACCAACAACUGGGGUGACUAUGGCGGAAUGGAAGUCUACACGAAACAGAUCUUGGGCGCUGGACUGCCCCAUGACACGUUCUUCACUAAUCCGACGGUCAUCGCGGCCUUCAAGACGUACGUCAAAGCAAUCGUGACGCGGUACGCCAAUGAGCCCGCAAUCAUGGUUUGUCAACUUAGUGAACGAGCCGAGGUGUGGAGGAACCGCCCCGGCAUCAGCCACAUGCAACAACACGGUGAUCACGAACUGGGCGGCGGACAUUUCUGCGUACAUCAAGUCCAUCGACCCGAACCAUCUCGUUGCGAUCGGCGACGAGGGAUUCAUCAACCAGCCGGGCAACUUCGAUUACCCAUACAGCGGCGGCAUCGGUAUCGACUUUGCCGCUAACCUGCAGAUCAAGACGCUCGAUUUCGGAACAGUGCACAUGUACCCCGUACGAUCCGCCCGGACCGAGCUCUCCAUGUGCUGACACACCCCACAGGACAGCUGGGGUGAGUCGGCCAACACCGACUCGUGGGGCGUCCAAUGGAUCAAAGACCACGCGACGAUGAUGAAAGCUGCGAACAAACCCGUGAUCCUCGAGGAGUUUGGUGUCACCCCGUCUUCAUCUCGGAUCAACGUGUACACGGACUGGUACAAUGCGGUGCUCAGCAGUGGGCUGACCGGUGAUCUUGUCUGGCAAGCCGGAACACCUUUGGCUGCCGGGCAAGCGCCGCCUGCCGAUCCGUAUAUGAUUUGGCCCACAGAUCCGGUGUAUCAGCUCAUGCAGUCGCAUGCCGCUGCACUCGCAGCGAGAGGGUAAAUGUGUGUGUUUUCGUUGGGGGGUAGUCAGUAUCAAUCUCGCAAUUCAAUUGUACAACCAGCACUGUCCUGCGCAGACUAGUUCUCGAAUUCGAUUGUGUCGUAGUCGAAAAUUUCUUCCAGAGAG